AUGAGGAGCAUCAGACUUCCGGAGCCGCCCGGCGCUACCCUGGGGAUGCCGGAGAUCUUCGAGGGGGGGGGCUACAGCGUCGUGAGGCGCGCGGUCGUGAUCGGUAAUGGUUAUUCCGGCGCGGAGAAUCAGUGCAUCGGGCUGGUUCGCGCGCUGGGGCUCUCCGACAACCAGACACUAUAUGUGCGUUCCUGGUGUUUCCAGAUUCUCUGAGCCGUGCUUGUUUUCCUUCGGACCAUCUUGAUACUGUUGAAAUUCGAAUGAAAAACCUUUUUGUGGGAAUUUUGUGUUUUGGUGUUUUGUUCUCUUGGUUGCUCUGGUUUUUUUUAGCGAAAUUUUCGACACAUCCUCUAUGUCUACGAACUGAUUGGAUUCGAAUCCAAUUUUCUUCGCAGUUUGUCAUACUAUUUUCCCCUUCUAACCUAUGUCCUGUGAUAGUUAUUUAAUCUUAGAGCAGCAGGGUUCUUGUGGGAAUGGAAACUGUGAUUCACUAGCAUUCGCUGCCCUUCUCAGGAGACAACUUCUUGUUGUAAAUGACAAAUUGAAAGCGUCGCUUUCGAUGCCAUAAUUGUAAAUAAGUCUCUGAUCACAAGAAACGUGUUUCCUAUUGUUAAUAAAAUUGUGUAUUCACUUCAGAAACCAGUGUCAACAUCACGAAAACCAACAAUCACUAUUUUUAGACCCCAAUAAUUUCCUGUUGGUAUUUAGGCGUCAUUGAGGCAAUGACGGGCAUUGAACCAUACGAACCUAUCACUACGUCGUGAUAAAUGGUUAAACCCUGAAGUCAGUGGUCGUGUUCUGUGCACAGAAUUCGUUCACGUUUUUUGUGUCAUCCCUAGCGUGCUUUUAUCUUCAAUAUAUCUUGCAAUACGAGCAUAUGAAGUAUUUAGAUAUGUUUCAUCUUUUGCUAAAAGAAAACAUGAAUCCAUUUGCUUUAUACUUGGAUAAAUCUAUCCAUUCGUCGCUUUUUAAUUUAUAUAUCCGUGUACAUCUUAUUUUUAUCCCCAAAAGUGUCAAUGAACAGUUUCUUCUGCCUCAAUUUUAUAGCAUAAAAGUUACCGAUUUAUAAUGGUGGGAAAGUUCCCAGUUUGCACUGGUGUGGCAAUAUUAUUGUGUCGUAUGACUUCUCUAUUUUUUUUUCUGUAUUGAGAUAUGCAUGAGCUAUGAGGUCUCUGUUGUAAAAAUGUUUUAAAAAUCACGGAAUAUUGAGAUCGUUUUUAUUUUUUACGGUUGUGCUAGAAGAAAUAUAUGUGAUUUACUUGCACGAUUUUUUUAUUGAAACUUUCUAUAACAAUAUUGCUUUAUAGUUUUGUUCUUUUCUCUGACCAUCUAUUUUUCUCAUUUAUCAGGAUUUUUUUCCUUUAGUCCUGAAGCAAAAUUGGACAGUUUUUUUUUUUUCUUCCAGUUACUUAUUCAAUUUCUGAGCUUCUGUUGAUAAUUUAUGCAGAGGGUUACAAGACCAAGAGGACGGAUCAAUGAUUGGCUCCGUUGGCUUCCUGUAUCAUUUCACAAGAAGUUAGACUAUGCCAUCAGAAGAGUAUUUGGGGAAUCGCGGCUAUUCAUGCUACUUCAGGGGAAGAAAGUGUCGUCAUUACCAUACCAAAAUGGUAGGAUGAGCGGCUUGUCUUCUGUGUUAGAGGCUGAUGCAAAGCAGAUCGCAGCAAUGGCUCACGAGACUUUUGAUAAGUAUGUUUCGCUAUAUGAUUAUUGGUUUCCCCAUCUUAUUUUUCUGCGUCAGAGAAGUGUAAGGAGUACUUUGUGUUCACGGGUUACUCAAAAGUUUGAAUGGCAUCAAAUAGAAGUGAUUGGAUGAAAACCCUUCAUACAGUAUGCAUGUUUUCUCAUCCUCCUGUUUAAUAUCUGCAUUGCUUCAGGCAAAGGUGUCUGCAGACUUUAGGGUGAUUUGGUGGGUCAAAUUUGCCUUGUCAUCUACUCCGUGCACUAUCUAUGCUUCUAUUAUGUUGUGUUUGAAGUUUUGUUUUAUAAAGUCGUCUAAUGUCUGAAUUGAUAUCAGUAGUUUCUAUUAUUAGUUUGGAUUUCUCUUCAGCCGCUAUUUAUAUCUGUUGCAUAUUACGAUUUUUUUUUCUAGUAUAUUUGAUGAAUUUUACGAAUAUUUUUCAUUACGAAUAUUUCUCUUCACCCCCAACAGUCGUCUAGUAUAUUACGAAUAUUUUAUUUUUUGUAGUAUAUUUAUCUUCAGCCGAUAUUUAAAAGUAUAACAUCCUGGAAUGUUUCAGGGAAGGUCCAUUGCUAGUGGUUGCUUCAGGUUGGGAUACGAUCUCAAUAGCCAGUUCAAUAAGGCGUUUAGCACCCCAAAGUGUUUUUGUCGUUCAGGUUGUGAGUCAAUGCAAGUUAAUUAUUAUAUGCAUUUAUCUAAGUCACGUUUUGUCUGAACUGGUCACUUGGAAUAUUUCUCUUACCUUACUAUUUUGUCUCAGAUACAACAUCCGAGAACACAUCUAGAUCGGUUUGAUAUGGUAGUCACUCCGCAGCAUGAUUAUUAUCCUUUGACACCAAGUGGACAACAAGAGAUCCCUAAAUUUCUACGGCGGUGGAUAACUCCACGAGAACCCCCUGGCAGUAAUGUGGUAUGCUCUCCAGGGUACUUGUUUUUUCUGUUGGAUUACAUAUUUUUCCUCUUUCAAGCCUUCGUUUACUAAUUAAUUUCGUCUCAUUUUGAAACUUUUGGAAGAUCAGGUUCUCACUGUUGGGGCAUUACAUCAAGUUGACUCUUCCACACUUCGGGCUGCUGCUCUGACGUGGCAUAAUGAGUUGGCACCCCUCCCUAGGCCUUUGCUGGUCAUAAACAUUGGCGGCCCAACAAGUAAUGCUAUGCUUCUCUCCUUUUCUUGCACACUCAUUCGUCUUGGCACUGAUAAUUUAUUUUAUCUUUCGCAUGCGUUUUUGUGCUUGGCAAUGAGUCAUUACUGUCCCACCUAAUUUCAUUUUACUUCAAAUUGUCUGAAUUUUCCUGUUAAAUGCAAUAGGACGAUGAUACACACCAAAUCUUGUCAACAUAUAGGUUUCAUAAAAUUUCUCGCAGUUGGCUUAGAGAACCUUACAAUGUACAAUCUGAUCAUAGCCUCUAUGUGACCCGGAGUGUAGUAGUCUUGUUAAUGCAACAGAAAUAUUCCCUUCCAGGAAACGAUAGGCAAAUGUUUUGUAGGGUACCACAUAAACAGAAUAAAGAUAGAACGUUUGAUGCACUUGGAUCUUAUGCAAUCUUUAUGAUUAUGUCAGGCCACUGUAGAUAUGGUGUAGACCUCGCCAAGCAGUUGGUAGAUGCGCUGCACAAGGUGCUGCCCAGUUGUGGUAGCGUCAGAGUCUCUUUCUCCAGGAGAACACCUGAAAAGGUUGCAACGCAUGUACAUCUGCCCUCAUUUCAUAAGCGAUUCUCAACUUCAUCACAAAGUAUGUGACCUUUUUCGCGUUUUUCAAUCUUUAACAGGUCUCAGGCAUUAUAUUGAGACAAUUUCGUGAUCACCCAAAGGUCUAUAUUUGGGGUGGAGAAGGUAAAUCUCUCUCUCUCUCUCUCUCUCUCUCUCUCUCUCUCUCUCUCUCUCUCUCAUCCCAUCUGGGUCCCUUUUUAUGCUUGUUUUGAAUUCUACUUAUACAUUGGCACAGAGUUUAGUAAUCACCCAGAAGUGUCUUUUCUUUCUCUCUCUUUUUUUUUGGGCAAGUGGGUCCUUUGUUAUGCUUCUUUUGUUCUCUAAUUCCAAGAAAAAAAAAUUCAUGUGGGUUUUAUAAUCGUAGUUUGGAAUUAUAAUUCCAAUAUAUAUGAUAAUUGACUAACUUGGCGUCAUCUCAGAUCCGAACCCCCACAUGGGCCACCUUGCCUGGGCCGACGCGUUCGUCAUAACAGCAGACUCCGUCAGCAUGUUGAGCGAGGCCUGCACCACUGGGUACACCAUCCAUCAUUCAAAAAAAAAAAAAAACCCUCCUUUGUGCCAUUAGUAAUCAAUCAGAACCUCUCAUAAUUUCCCACAGGAAGCCGGUCUACGUGGCGGGUGCCGAGCGCUGCACGUGGAAGUUCUCGGCCUUCCACAAGAGCCUCCGCGACAGGGGCAUGUCCCGGCCGUUCACCGGCAAAGAAGAUGUGAGUGAGCAACAGCAGCGUGGGAUGAUGAUUACGUAAUCUGGUGUGAUGAGUUGUCUAAUAUUCUGCUCCUGGGUUUCACUGGAUCUGUAGAUAUCCGAAAGCUGGUGUUACCCGCCGCUGAACGACGCCGGGGAGGCUGCUGCCCGGGUCCGGGUUGCUCUGGCGGAGAGAGGAUGGAGCCUGGGGCGGUGA
Molecule: messenger RNA, 4291 nt
Organism: Spirodela intermedia
Lineage: Eukaryota; Viridiplantae; Streptophyta; Magnoliopsida; Alismatales; Araceae
Source: the annotation of a GenBank genome assembly